AUGAAAGCGAUCCUUCAAGAGGCUGAGCAUGAAGGCCUCCAGGGAAUCCAACUAAUAGAUGCCUUCCAAACAAUCGCCACAAUCGCACAUAGCCCAUCCAUCGGAAUCAACCGUAGACUCGCAUCCACAAAUAAGGUGGAGCUCGAAAUGAUUCAAGGCAAACUAGAACACUCGGUUAGACCAGUAGUCGAGAGACUCAUGAAACAGGUGCACGAAUCAAACGUCUAUAACUCAGCGGAAAUAGUUUUUUGGGCAAAAAUGAUGGAACCAUUGGAAAGAGACUCUGUCUCAAAAGCUGACCUUCUGAAGCUGGAAGAAGCAGUUUCCUGGAUAUUGGGCAGACUCUGGAAUGACUCAGCAGAAGCCAUCUUCAGAAUGAUUCUGGCGCGCUGCAAACCUCCAGAAAACCUCAAUUCACGUGCCUCUCCGCGAAUGACGCUCAUCGCCCACAUUUGGAACAUUAGCAUGACGCUCAGAGAGUUUUUAACAAACAUCGACGCAAAUCAAGAUUUCACCGCCUGGGAUGCUAUCAGGACGCUUCGGGCAAUCUGGCCACCAAGAGAUCGCAUCGCAGCCGCAGAAUACAGAGUCCUUAAUCUCAACGACAUCGACAACCGACUUGAAAGAGGACUCGAAGACCCAUCCUCGCUUCUCGGCACUACAUACGAGAAACUCUUCUGGAAGAUUCCGAUCCCAAGAAGCUAUGAAUCCGCCCGCGCAGCCGCAGGAUUCAAAAGAAAGAGAACAAGCCAAGAAGCCGAAGAGCUGGAAGUCCAUCGAGGCCCAAAAUCACUACCCGAAUGGAAAAUCUAUGAGACAGACCUUCUUCACAGAGUCAUAAGAGUUCUAAACAACGAGGCCAAACCCGACUGGGAAACCCUUGCGCUGAGAAAAGAAUCUGACUUCAUCGCGGGCCAAUGGACUCAUAACAAAGAUAACUGGAGAGUCCUCAUCCAUCAGAUGCCUGAAAAAGUGAAGCCGCUGAUCUACCAUUUCGUCCAUGGAGGAGCAGACCUGUUCUUGAAUCUCAAAAGAAUACCCCCCAAGAAACCUGCCGAAUUCAAGCGGAAGGAGUUAGUGACAAUAUGGAAGCGAAAUUCGGCCAACUCAGACACUUUGAGAAAACUAGGCGGAAAUUUCAAAACCUGGUACAACCACAGACUCAGACUCUCAAAAUUCGUCCCCCGGCCAUAUGAGAAGAUCGGCAAACGCUACAAAUCCCUCACGAUUCCGAGCCAAGAAGCUGUAAGAGAAAGAAGCGACGAAAUUGUCCAACAAAUCACCGACUGGUGCGAAAUGGGCUCGGUAACAAGAGUCACAGAUUCAAAAGGAUGCUGGAUCCGAGCGGGAUUCGUUCUCGUCGACAAACCAGGAAGAGAAACCAGAGUCUGUUGGAACGGUGGAGUCCUCAAGCCUCUGCAGCUGUACACAUUUCCAUGCAAAUUAGAAAGCGUCGGUGCUGCAAUCCAAAUGCUCAAAAAGGGAGACCUGCUGUACAAAUUCGACGAUAAAAAGGGAUUCCACCAGCUGCCUCUCAGCGAAGAGAGCAAGAAACUCGCUUGCUUCGAUUGGGGCGGCCAGUACUUCAGAAACAAUAUACUCGCAUUCGGAAUCCCAGCCGCGCCUGGAAUCUACCAGCUGAUGAAUCUAUGUGGAGUCAAUUUUCUGAGGAAAAACGGAAUCAAAAUAACACUCUACCUCGAUGAUAGACUCCUAGCCGUCACUCCAGAAUCUGAAGAAGAUCGACGCCAGCUUCUAGCGGGAGAGAAAGUCGGCAAAGAAGUCUGGGCAACAGUAGCGACGCUGGUGGCACUCGGCGGCUAUGUGAACAUCACCAAAAGCACCUUCAAACCCACCCAAAGAAUCGAAUUCCUUGGAUUCAUUUUGGACACGGAAAGCGAAACAGUGGAGAUUCCGAUGCAAAGAUGGGCAGCCCUCAAAAACCUUAUGAAAGAAGCCGAAGCGAAAACUGAAGUUCCGUCCCAGAUGCUCGAAAGAAUCAGAGGCACAAUGGCAAGUAUGGCCGAAGUCCUUCCGAACAUGAGAAUGCUCAUCCGCCAAACGACAAUCCUCAUCAGCCAAGCGCUCAGGGAAGAAAAAGAAUCCUGCUUGCUGACAAAGGAAGUCCGCGAGGAAUGGAGACUCUGGACUCUUCUGAAAGAAAAAGGACUCAAAAGACAUUGGACAAAGCUGAACCGCCAAGAAACAGGACUCAUAAUCUACACAGAUGCUUCUUCACACGCAGGAGCCAUCGUCAUCGAGCAAUGGAAGCUGGAGGAGAGAUUUGCUUGGGAAGCAGAAAUGGCUGAUAAACACAUAGGAAUCAAAGAAGCCCUUGCGAUUCAAUUCACCCUCGAGUGGGAUUUGGACUCCAGAGAACAAAAACUAACGGCAAAUGGAUUCGCUUAUCUGCAAUCUCACCUUUCGGACCCGCUCGACAUUGACGUGGCAGCAACGCCACUCAACAAUAAAUGCAGAGACUUCAUCGCGCGCCGAGAGACAAAAGGAGCCUUUGGAAGAGACUUCCUAAGCUUCCCAAUCCAUGAACUAAUCGGAAGAAAGCUGUACGCGUUCCCACCUCCGAAAAUCGCCCACAAAUACUACAAUAGACUCACCGAAAUAGCGACGCCAUGGGCUUUAGUGGUGCCGUGUUUCGAAGCCGAGCCUUUAGUCGUAACUCAAGCUAAACUCAAAGGCUACAGAGUCUUUGACAUCCCAGCGGAUUCCAUUUUAACACCAGCGAAGGUGAAAACCAUCGAAGGCUACUGGAAAGUGGCGACCAACGUCUCAACAAUCAAAAUUAUCGCAAAUAGACUCUAA
Oikopleura dioica is the source of this 2820-nucleotide messenger RNA. NCBI's taxonomy places the organism in Eukaryota, Metazoa, Chordata, Appendicularia, Copelata, Oikopleuridae. The record is from the annotation of a GenBank genome assembly.